This is a messenger RNA of Aspergillus melleus, 564 nucleotides long. It is a transcript of the gene PHO88, whose product is annotated as PHO88 family protein. Bases 1 to 564 code for a protein of 187 amino acids. The transcript has 3 exons. Gene Ontology annotation, cellular component: endoplasmic reticulum; mitochondrion. Gene Ontology annotation, biological process: protein targeting to ER. Lineage: Eukaryota; Fungi; Ascomycota; Eurotiomycetes; Eurotiales; Aspergillaceae. The record is from RefSeq and is a predicted model, not a curated record.
AUGGUGUCUCCUCAAGUGACCAACCUGGUCAUCAUCGUCGUGAUGAUGCAGCUGGCGAAGAAGGUUCCCUUUGAGGAUCCUGACGUUCUCAUGCUCGUCCGCGGGAUGUACAUCCUGUCCAACGUCCUCAUCUUGGGACUGUAUCUAUACUCGCAGGCCAAGAUCAACAGCAAGAAGGACUUGACUACGCUGAAGUACGUCGAGCCCGCUCCCAUGGGCAGCAACGAGGAGCCCCGUCCGGUCACGACCACCAACAUGGAGUACGACAAGGGACAGUUGCGCCAGCUGAUUAAGGGCCAACUGAUGGGUGUCGGUAUGAUGGGCGUGAUGCACCUGUACUUCAAGUACACCAACCCUCUCCUGAUCCAGUCGAUCAUUCCUCUCAAGAGCGCCAUCGAGUCCAACCUGGUCAAGAUCCACGUCUUCGGCCGACCCGCCACCGGCGAUCUCCAGCGCCCUUUCAAGGCUGCCAACAGCUUCAUGAGCCAGGGCCAGAUCAAGAGCGACAAGGCCUCCGUCGAGAAUGCGGAGAAGAACUGGCGGGGCGGAGUUAAGGAGGAGUAA